AUGUCGCGGGUGGCCCUCGACGCGGGCGCGCGCGCGUUCGCGCUCGCGCGCGCGUCGGGACGUCGAGUCGACCGCGGUGCGCCGCGGGAUCGCCGCGACGCGCGCGCGAGGGCGUCGUACGCGCCCAGGGGCGAGGACGAGGGCGGUGAGGAGGCGGGCGCGGGACCGUCCGGGGCGGGGGAUUCUCCCGCGUUCUCGCUCGCUGACGUCGAGGCGACCGAGGAUGAGAACGCGUUGACGACGAUGCUCAAUCGUGCGAUAUUUGUGGAGGAUUACGAGCUCGCGGGUAAGGCGAGCGAAAAGUUGAAGGCGCUGCAAGGGAUGACGGAUGCGCGAGAGCAACUCUUGGACUGGCGCUCGCUCGGCUUGGCGAACUGGAUCGCGAGUCGAGCGGAGGAUCUAGGGUUCAGGUAUCCGACGGCGAUACAGCGGCGAGCGGCGUUGGCGAUGAUGACGGUGAACGAUAUCGUGAUAUCGAGUCAGACGGGAAGCGGGAAGACGCUCGCGUACCUGAUGCCGAGCGUCGACGGGUUGAACUUUGUCGGACGGGGAAUGCUGCAGAUGGUGGUGAUCGUCCCGACGCGAGAGCUGGUGGUUCAGAAUUGCAUGUUGAUAUGGCGGAUCCUCGGUGGGAAUGUGAGUAAGGCUCGACCCGGGGACACGGCGAACAUGUAUCGAUACAUCGGCCCGCGUGGGGUCAAGGUGAGAGGCGUCUUCGACAUGGAGAAGCACGUGAGGAACCCCGAUCCAGAUAUUGCCGUCGCGGAGAUCGUCGUGGGAACGCCCGAGGAAUUACGGUUUCUCAAACUUCAAGGCGAUCUUGAGGUGGAUCUGGCGCAGUUUCUCAUCGCGGACGAGGCGGAUGUACUUUUUGAGAAACACCCGGAAGCAAUGGCAGAGCUCCUGAAGCCGUCCCCGUACGAGCCCGUGAUGGACGAUCGGUGCGUAUGCCUGAGUGGGGUAGCGCUGUCGAAAGAAUUAGUGAAGAGUUGCACGGAACAGAAGCUCAUGAAAGAUCCGAUUUGGAUCACAACCGGGGGAGGAUUGAGGGUUCCUCCUGGUAUUUCGCAUCGAAUGAUUGUCGUGAAGGACAGAGCGCGCAAGCUCAUCGCGCUCACUCGCCAGCUUCGCAAGGAUCUCGAGGAGGCAGGUCAAGAUUCUCCACCCCCGCGUACGUUUAUAUUCGUUCCGAACAGCGAGGCUGCGAGAGUCACCGCCGCUCCGGUCCGAAAGGCGCUCUGGGGCGAACACAAGCUUUUGAUGCUCCUCCCGGAGGGCAUCGAGGCGCUCCGAGUGGUGCAAGAUUUCAAGGAUAAUAAGGCGAGCAUCUUAGUUUGCACGGCAGAAAGCGAGCGCGGGUUGGAUAUGCCGAAUAUUCAGUACAUAUACAGCCUCGACGCCCCGUCUACUAGUAGCUAUUUACAUCGGGCCGGUCGAUGCGGUCGUCUCGGAUCUACAACUCCCGGAGUGGUGACAUCCGUGGUGAGCGAGGACGAACUCAAAGCGCUCAAGCAGGCAUACGUCGAUCUCGAAAUAAAUGAAGUCAUCGAGCUCGAAGAGCUCCCGGCGCGGGAGUUCGAAACGGAGGAAGAGACCCGGCAGGCCCUCUUGGAUGACCUCUUCUUCCUCAUGGAGACCAAUGCUGAUGUCGUCAACUCCCUGGAACAAAUCUUCGAUAAGAGCGGGGAUCAGGACGAGGAUUUGUACGGCGAGGAUGCCGACGCAGACGAGGACGAUGGAGAUUGA
Ostreococcus tauri is the source of this 1746-nucleotide messenger RNA. Its product is annotated as Helicase, C-terminal. Gene Ontology annotation, biological process: mitochondrial large ribosomal subunit assembly. The transcript has a single exon. The record is from RefSeq and is a predicted model, not a curated record. Gene Ontology annotation, molecular function: nucleic acid binding; ATP binding. The coding region runs from base 1 to 1746 and encodes 581 amino acids. Gene Ontology annotation, cellular component: mitochondrion. Lineage: Eukaryota; Viridiplantae; Chlorophyta; Mamiellophyceae; Mamiellales; Bathycoccaceae.